AUGGCGACAACACCAGGAAGGAAGGUGUCAUCGCCGGCAGCGGCCGACCGCCCGCCACAGGCCGUGAAAUUUGCACGUAGGACGUCCAGCGGCCGAGUUGUGAGCCUGUCGCGCGACGACGAAAUAAAUGUGGCUGAGGAAUUUUCCGGGUCCAGUGAUUUUAUCAACUAUACAGUUCUUAUGCCACCGACCCCUGACAAUCAGCCUGGAGGGUCUUCAAAUGCUGGACCGUCCGGGGACAAGCCGGACGGGCCUUCUCCGUAUGGCACCGCCACUUCCAGGUUCCGAAAUGAAGGGCAAAGGGGACGUAUGAGUAGUUUAGGCGGCGACGAAGAAGGCGGGGGAAAUUCAGGGGGAAAGCUGGACAGGGGAAUGUCAUUGAUGAAAUCGAAUAACAAGUCGAUGUUGUUGAGGACCCAGACAGGCGAUUUCGACCAUAAUCGAUGGUUGUUUGAAACAAAAGGGAAGUAUGGAAUAGGAAAUGCUUUCUGGCAAGAGGAUUCUUAUGAUCAGGACACAGGUUUAGGCAUGUCUGAUUUCAUGGACAAACCUUGGAAGCCUCUUACCAGGAAAGUUAAGGUUCCUCCAGGAGUUCUUAGUCCUUACAGGUUAUUGAUAGUCAUCCGUCUAGUGGUACUAUGUUUCUUCCUUGGAUGGCGAGUAGGUAAUCCUAAUCAAGAUGCAAUGUGGCUAUGGGGGAUAUCUAUUGUAUGUGAGAUAUGGUUCGCAUUUUCGUGGCUGCUUGAUAUACUUCCCAAACUAAACCCUAUAAACCGAGUAGCUGAUCUCGCAGCUCUGAAAGAUAAGUUUGAGACAGCUUCUCCCUCUAAUCCACGUGGGCGAUCUGACCUCCCAGGGAUCGAUGUGUUCAUUUCUACAGCUGAUCCUGACAAAGAGCCUCCACUCUUUACUGCAAAUACAAUCCUGUCUAUCCUUGCUGUUGAAUAUCCGGUUGAGAAAGUGUCAAUCUACAUUUCAGAUGAUGGUGGAGCCAUCUUGACUUUUGAAGCAAUGGCUGAAACAGUCAACUUUGCUGAGGUGUGGGUACCAUUCUGCAGGAAACAUAAUAUUGAGUCAAGGAACCCUGAGAGUUACUUUUCGCAGAAAACUGAUCCUACCAAAAAUAAGAAGCAGCCUGAUUUUGUCAAGGACCGCAGAUGGAUCAAGAGGGAAUACGAUGAAUUCAAGGUUCGGAUAAAUGGUUUACCAGAAGUCAUACGAAAAAGGAGCGAAAUGUAUAAUUCAAAAGAGAAGCAAGUAGAUGUAGAGAAAAAUGGGGCUUCAGAUAAGGCCAACGUCACCCCUGCAACAUGGAUGGCAGAUGGAACACAUUGGCCAGGAACAUGGCUCGAGCCAACAGCUGAUCACAAAAAGAGCGACCAUGCUGGAAUCUUACAGAUAAUGAGCAAGGUACCAGACAACGAUCCUGUAAUGGGUUAUCCAGAUGAAAAGAAGUUAGAUUUUACUGGUGUUGAUAUUAGACUUCCCAUGUUUGCAUAUGUCUCUCGUGAGAAACGACCAGGAUACGAUCAUAAUAAGAAGGCUGGAGCCAUGAACUCCUUGGUGAGAGCUUCUGCAAUUCUCUCCAAUGGGCCAUUCAUCCUUAACUUGGACUGUGACCAUUACAUCUACAAUUCUAAGGCAAUUCGGGAAGGAAUAUGCUACAUGAUGGACCGCGGUGGAGACCGCAUUUGCUAUGUGCAGUUCCCACAAAGAUUUGAAGGAAUAGAUCCUUCAGAUAGAUAUGCAAACCACAACACUGUCUUUUUUGAUGGUAAUAUGCGCGCAUUAGAUGGUCUACAAGGACCGGUGUAUGUCGGAACUGGUUGUAUGUUUCGACGGUAUGCACUAUAUGGGUUCCACCCACCAAGAGCAAAUGAAUACUCAGGCGUGUUUGGACAAAACAAAAGUCAAGCCAGAAAGAUCCCUAUGCCAUCUGAUGAUGAGUCCCAGCCACUUGCGACACAUCCUGACUUAGGCUUACCAAAGAGGUUUGGCAAUUCCACUAUGUUCACCGAUUCUAUAGCAGUUGCAGAAUUUCAAGGAAGACCUCUCGCUGACCACUCCUCAGUAAAGAACGGAAGACCUCCAGGUGCUCUACUCACGCCAAGACCACCGCUUGAUGCUCCAACUGUUGCUGAGGCAAUUGCUGUUAUCUCUUGUUGGUAUGAGGACAAGACUGAAUGGGGAGAUAGAGUGGGAUGGAUUUAUGGGUCAGUUACAGAAGAUGUGGUCACUGGUUAUCGUAUGCAUAAUCGUGGAUGGCGGUCUGUCUAUUGUAUCACAAAGAGAGAUGCUUUUCGGGGCACUGCACCAAUAAAUCUCACUGAUAGACUCCAUCAGGUACUUCGAUGGGCAACAGGAUCAGUUGAAAUCUUCUUCUCUAAGAACAAUCCCAUGCUUGCAAGCCCACGACUCAAGUUUCUCCAACGUGUGGCAUACUUUAAUGUUGGAAUCUACCCUUUCACGUCAAUUUUCCUUGUGGUCUAUUGUUUCCUUCCGGCUCUUUCCCUCUUCUCAGGGCAAUUCAUAGUACAAGGCCUGAAUACCGCAUUCCUUGUCUACCUGCUCCUCAUCACUGUCACACUGACUCUAAUUUCUCUCCUGGAAGUCAAGUGGUCUGGCAUUGGCCUUGAGGAAUGGUGGCGCAAUGAACAAUUUUGGGUCAUCGGAGGUACUAGUGCACAUCUUGUAGCAGUUAUACAAGGUCUCCUGAAGGUCAUCGCUGGUAUUGAAAUUUCAUUCAAGUUGACAGCAAAGGCUGCUGCUGAAGAUGAAGACGACAUCUAUGCUGAUCUUUAUGUUGUGAAAUGGACAAGCCUUUUCAUAAUGCCAUUAACAAUCAUAGUGGUAAAUAUUGUUGCUCUAGUGCUUGGGAUAUCAAGGACAAUUUACAGUCUGAUUCCACAGUGGAGUAAGCUGUUUGGUGGAGCUUUUUUCAGCUUUUGGGUGUUGGCUCACAUGUAUCCCUUCGCUAAGGGAUUGAUGGGAAGGAGAGGCAGACUGCCCACCAUAAUUUAUGUCUGGACAGCGCUUUUAUCGAUUACUAUCUCACUGCUUUGGGUUCAAUUUAAUCCUCCAUCAGGAUCAGUAGCUAGUGCACCUAGAAAUGUGACUUUAGAAUGGUUUUGA
This is a messenger RNA of Oldenlandia corymbosa var. corymbosa, 3132 nucleotides long. The record is from the annotation of a GenBank genome assembly. NCBI's taxonomy places the organism in Eukaryota, Viridiplantae, Streptophyta, Magnoliopsida, Gentianales, Rubiaceae.